Molecule: messenger RNA, 8937 nt
Organism: Paramuricea clavata
Lineage: Eukaryota; Metazoa; Cnidaria; Anthozoa; Malacalcyonacea; Plexauridae
Source: the annotation of a GenBank genome assembly
AUGGAAAACAUAGAAAUUUAUCCUAAUUUUAAUUCUAUGGGAGUUAGAUUUGAUUAGCGUGUAUUUCGUUUAUUUAAUUUUGGGGAAUGUGGUAUAAAAUUGACCAGUUUUAACACUGUUGAAAUGAACAGGUUUUUCAGAAACGUCAAGUGUGAUUAUAAUCUAUAUAAUAGCUUGUAUACGUCAAUUUAACAUCUAUAUUUUUAUUUCAAAUCUUAACAGCACAGAUAGGAUAUACACAUGCUUAUGUUUAAUAAGAUCUAUACUAUCCUAUAUAAAAUUAUCCCAAUAGUUGAACAAAUAAAAUUUUGGAACAAUAUUACACGCGAAUGAUGCUAUAGUAUAAGAUAUUCAUGAACAGUUUACCUGCACAUAAUAUGGACUGCUACAUGCCGAAUGUUUUUCGUGGACAAGUUUUAUAUCUACAAAAUUAAACAUAGGUUGAUUUAAACUUUUCUUUUGAACAAACCUAACGAACUAAUUGGGAGCUAUAGAUGAAGUAAAGUUAUAGAAAACGGAUUGAUAAGUUUAUUUAAAACUGGUAGAGCUGUUUUUCCUAGAAGUCAAGUGAGGCUCAUCCCUUGGUUGUGCAGUGUUUUCAUAGGAAGAAAGAGAAUCCGAGUUUAAUCAAAUCAAACCGAGCCCGGACACUCUUUCUCAUGUGGCUGAGGUGAAAUUAUAGAAUCAGACAUAUUGCAGUAAUUUAACCCAACCUCAUAGGCGAAAGGCAUAUAAUUAUAGGCACUAAUUACAGCUCGCUUUUCUUCAGAGGAGAGAAAAGUCAUCAUCCCAAGUGUAUCACCCCACGAUUCGCAGGACGAACGUAAGACAGAGAUCUUAUGCAAGGUUUGUGGCGAUGUCUCGUCAGGCCGCCAUUACGGCGUGUACACUUGCGAUGGGUGUAGUGGCUUCUUUAUGCGAAGCGUGAGGAGGGAUGCUGUGUACACGUGCAAGGGAAAUGGUUCGUGUAUCGUGGACAAGAAAAGAAGAAAUCAAUGCCAAGCUUGCAGAUACAAGAAAUGUCUCGAUGCAAAGAUGAAUAAGUUUGGUAAGCUGGAAAAUUAGAUCAUUCUGUCCAUACUAGAUACCUCUAUUAGUUCUAAACUGUUCUUCCACAAAGAGCCACACUUAUUGAUCCAGUGUUACAACGGGAGGAAACUUAUGUUUAUAGCUAACUCUAUUCAUACUGGAUAGCUCUAUCAAUUCUAUAAACUGUCACCUCUUGACUCCAGUAAGGGUCAUUCAUUUUUGGUCCAGUGUUACAACAGAAUGAAACUUAAGUUUAUAGCUAACUUUAUUCUUACUGGAUAGCUCUAUCAGUUCUAAACUGUCAGCUCUAGAUGCCCAGUGAGUGCCAUCCACUACCGAUCCAGUGUUAUAACAGAAGGAAACUUAUAAGUUUAGCUAACUUUAUUCAUUGGGCAGCUCUAUCAGUUCUAAACUAUCAGCAGUCUAUAGACGUCCAGUGAGCGGCCAUCCAUUAUUGAUCCAGUGUUACUACGGGAGGAAUCUGGAAUAUCUGGAGAGAAUCUUUGGUGUUUGGUAGAGUCAAACUGGCAGCACUUUUCUCACAAGGGGGAAAUAUGAUAAGAUAAUUGUAAGUGCAAGGGGGAGGUGCCAGGACAUCCCUUGAUUCAAAGUAGUAGCUAUAUAGUAACUGUUUUGUUUUGUCUAUAGUAACAAUGAAACAAUAGGGGAUCUCUAGCUAGGAGGAACAGUUUAGAACUGAUAUGGCUAUAUCAAUAAACGUAUCCUGACAUAGGACUGUGGAUUUUCCAAAUUCUACUCGAAUCAUUUUCCAAGAUUCAGCGAAAAUCUUGUACACUGGUCCUAUCAAUUUGCCAACAAACAUACAGAGACUCGAGUUUAAUAGCUACUUAAAUAUUCAAUUCAUUGAUGCGUAAUUCAUUCUUUGGAAUCGUUGUUUACGAUUCGGAAAAUAGUCGGGAAUUGGGAUGGCUCUUUAUUGAACCGUUAGCGAGAACCGUUUAAAACCGAUAGAGUUAUCCAAUAUAAGUGAACUACGGUAUAAAUUUAUAAUAAUUUCAAAACAUGCAUGCUUUUCGAGACCUCAACAAACUUUAAGAACAAUGUGUAUAGUCUAUGUAGUCUAGAAUGAUCAGAACAGUUAAAAACAUGUUAUUGACUAUUGUACAAUAUUGCCACCAGAGCGUGGGCCAUAUCCUGCAGAGAUGCCUGCUUUUGAGGUGUCUGGUCCGUCACUUAUGGCGCCCAGAAGCACAACAUCAGUACACGCAAUCCAACGCAGUUAAUGGAACGCUAUUACGAUGUACAUUAUUUUGGGCUAUUUUUACAUGUUGGUCCAUGUCAACUGGUAGAAUGUUUAAUUCGUGCACUUGACUUUCAAUUAAAUUCUAUUCACACUGGAUAGCUCUAUAUGACUAUAACGCAAUCUAGAGGUCCGCAGAAAGCGUGAAACGACAUUUCUGACAACGAGCCUAAAUCUAUAACGAUCUUUAUCCAUUUCUUUCAUUUUUCAUGUAAAGAAAGUGUCGAAACUGAUUAGAUCACGAGCCACGCUCAUACAUUUCUCUGUGCACGAGUGAUAUUUUUACAGUAGAUAACAUUGCUCUGUACGCGAAAUUGCAAUAUUGCAUUACAAGUUGCAGCAAAAAUUGCCUAUAGCCUUGAAGCCUAGUUCACAUUUAGCAAUUUUAUUGGCAAUUGCAGGCUUUCUGGCAUCCUUGUGUAGAAAAGUAGGAUAAAAAUAGGACUAGAAUUUUAAGAAAACUGUAGGAAUAAUGUAUGAAAAUGUGUAGAAAAGUAGGAGUUUUUGAGAUGCAAAUAACACAAAAAUAUACAAAAUUGGCCACCUAGGAUAUAUGGGGUAAGGGGUGGACUAUUAGAUAUCUGAUGGGGAAUUUUUGGCACUCACUAUAUUUUUUCUACUCAUUCAUCUAUGAAUGGAAUCUCUAGAUCUUCAUUAAUUUAUUGAUUAUGAUUCUAGAGAUUCUAUGGAAUUUUAUACUCGGAAAAUGUACUUCUUCUCUUCCUGAAAUCUUGUCAUCUGGGACACAAAUAUAGAGAAUAAAAAUUACGAGUCCUAUAGAUCUAAUUACGAGAGCUGUAACAUACUGAUUCCUCAAGCGGUCCUAAAAAAGUAGGAUUUUAUAAGAAAAUCAAGCAAUUUUUAAUAAAAAAUAGGAAAAGUAGGAAAGUUGAAGAAAAGUAGGGAAAAGUAGGAAAAGUAGGAUGGCAAGAAAGCCUGCAAUUGUUCUCCUCCUGGCGGAUGCGAUUGAAUGAAUGACAUGCGAAAUGUAUGCUUCCAAAACGCGAUUCUAUACUUUUGGAUGUGAAUUCACUCAUUCGUAUCCGUCAGGAAACGAAAAAAAGAAAGAGGAAUUAUUGCAACGGAGAGAUGUUGUUUCGCUCUGCUUCUGAAAUUUGUACAUUCCGUUUCAGAUAGGUGUUUUUCACGCCGCCACGGGAAGCUAUAUCCAGUAUACAGUGUAAAUAUGUAGCCUGUGAGUAAGGACUGAAAUUACAGAGUUAUUUUUUCCGCUGAAUACAAGAAACUUCAAUUGUGAGAAGCAGCCGAAACCGGCAUUUUCAACGUUGUUUUGAGAGUAUAUUUCAGUUUUGCAAAGCACUUACCGUGCAUGCAUGCUGAUGGGGUGACAGGGUCAUUAAACUUUUAAAACAUACCCGUUUAUUGCUGACAACUGCACGAAUCUAAGCUUAUACGUAUUGUAUAAUAAAUACACUGUAGAAAUAUGAAAACACUUGUGUUCUCUCUAUAUAUAUAAAACUAUUUCUAUAUUCCAAAAACGGACACCGAUAUGGAGUCUUAGAUUUGAAAUAGCAUACUCAAUGUGACAAUGUCACUCUACAGUUUCGUAAGUUCAAACCGCAGUUUUUAGCAUACGAAGUUUCACGCAGCGUCAAAGCCGUGUCGAGACGAAACCUAUAGGGGUGUUUUCGGCACAUACAGCGCUUCACUCUAUGCGUCUUUUACCGUUGUGACUGAGGUUCAAAUCUUGCAACAUCAUGCAGUGUGUCUGAUUAUAAUUUCACUUCGAUCGCUUGUGAGAAGAGCGUUACCAGUUUGACUCUGUAGUCUAUAUCUGACACAGCAGGUUUUGUACGGAAACACAUUUUCCCCCUCUAACAGUGUACCAGAAAUGGGAUGGAUCUCUAUAUAGGCCAUGAACAACGGUUUGGUAUAGACAGAAUUGAUAAGCGAGAUAUAGAGCCACCCAGUAUAAAUAAAGUUAGUUUAGUUUAUCCUGUAGUCUGUAUGCAAUGGCCGUUUCUCGAAAAGUGGGUACCCAGGCCCCUGUCUCCUCCCUCGCGCCACAACGCCACCUUUAUUUCGGAUUCGCCAAACGAAAUUUCUAUUCCCUUAUUAAGCCUAAAUUUGUCAGAAAUAUAUACCUUUAUAAAUAAGCCUAAAUACACUAAGCCUAAAUAGACAAAGCCUAAAUUUGUCAGGAAUACUUGAAAUAAAUCUGAAUACACUAAGCCUAAAUGUAGUAAAUCUGUCAAAAAUAUACCGUACAUGUAAAUUUGUCAAAAAUAUCUGACAUAUCUCAUUAUACCUAACACUGCAUUCCGCAAUCUAAGAAUGUACGUAAAACGAUUUUUAAGCGUAAAUUUGUCAUGCUGCAAUUGACAUUACAGAGAGCCGUGCAAUGAUGGCACCCCCAUUGUCUACUACAAUAAAAACAUCAAAGCUUAUGUGUGAACUAAGAAUUAUAAAGUUACAUGCCUACUCCAAAAAUCAUGCAGAAACAGUGAGCUAUAUAGACUAUAUAGAUAUCUAAAAACUCCAAAAAGCUAUAGCUAGUUGUCUGAACCCGUAAACCAUAGAUCUGACGAUUGGCUAUACAACCAACAAGCAUGAUAUAAGAUAUCUAUAAUCCAUGCAUGUGCAUGAAAUUUUGUACUCUUAUAUAAAACGAAGAGUGUAUAUAUGCAUGUAUAUAUUAAAAAUCCUAAGGUGUGUGUCGCUCAUAUACACAGACUAAGCCCAAUAUUAAUCCUAUUUUUGCGGUAUAUGAGCUGUGCAAACAAUCGUUCUUAAUAAGCUACAACAAUGAUACUAAUAUUACUGUCAUUUCGUAAACCAACAGACACUUAUUGACGGCAUAUUACUGACACGUGAGUUGCAAUAUAGUGAAAUGAAAUUACUUUGCAAGCAGGUGGCUCCACGCAUCUAUUUAAACUCUUAAUUUUACGCUUGGUUAGCGAGCCUCUCAUCCUAAAAGCAAAAGUGCAAGAACGUUUCGGGUUAUUUUGUUAGAACGAGGCCAAAACUUUGCCCUCAAACUAGAUAUUACAGUCUUGAUUUUUUUAAACAAAUUAGUAGUUUUAAUGAAUUUGAUUAUACAAUGUCGCACGCGCUCAGCUGUUUGGUUCGCUUUGUAAGCAAAUUAGAUGAUAAAAGUAACAAUUUCUUUUAUAAAAUGAAUGGCUAAUUGUUAUUUGACUAGACAAAGACUUUGUAAUAAGCUUGGUCGCGUGUGUUAAGCCGGAAGACAAGUUUUUGGGCGUUUGCAGAACGGGCAUUUUUCAUGCCGUGACAUAUGGACAUAACAUUGCACAUAGAUGCAGUAUUGAAGUUUUUUUCGCGUGUUAAAAGCUUGUUCGCGAUGCUUUUGCCUGUCAACACCCUAUUGCGCGCGGUUAAUAAUUAAUAUAGCUUGCAAUUCACUUCAAACACGCUCGCCGAAAUUCGCCUAUUAUCUUGCUAUCAAAAAUACGAGAGUAAUUGGAAGAAUUGGCUCACUUUAAUUGUCGGGUGAAUUUCUAAAACGGCUCGCUUAUUUGUCCUUUCGAAACCGCAAGCUAGUGUCUAUAUAGUAGCUAGAAUUAAAUUGUAGUUUACUUAGACAUGGGUAGCCGUCCUGUUCUCCCUUGAGGUCCAGUAACUCGCUGAAAACCAGCGUUUUACUCAGACCGGAUUUCAUAUUGCAGGAAUUAGCGAAACACACUGUGCACAAACAGUUUUAUGUUUCGUCUCGACUCGGCUUGUACACUGCGUGAAUCGUUUGUAUGCUCGAAAUCGCGGUUUGAACUUAUGGAAUUCUGUACUGCACUAUAGUAUUCUUAUAAUCACUCAAAUUAUUGCCUUUAUGAAUUGUAGAAACGGUUUCACUGGGUUUUUUUUAAAUCCUCGCCGUGAAAGUAGCAUGGAUCUUCGUUAUGGAAAUAGUAUGGAAAUGCAAUUUUCAUAUACUAAUUGCAAUUUCCAUACUAUGAAUAUAAUACGAUAUGGAUACAUUACAAAUUAUUCAUGAAAUUUCAAAUUCCAUACAAAACAUAGUAUAAAUUUCACUAUUUUUCCCAGUGUUUUUAUAGAGAGAACACAAAUUUUCUAAGUGUUUUCAUAUUUGUUCAGUAUAUGUUAUUAUAUAUAAUACUUGAUUCGUGCAGUUGUCUGCAAUAAACGGGUAUAUUUUAAAAGUUUAAUGACCCUGUCAUCUUAAAACGCAGCAUGACCGAUAUGUGUAUUAUUACGAGUCAAGGGCAAAACAUCGCGGGGGCACGCGGGGAACGCCUACCUCCCCCGCCUUUUUCGGACAUUCGUAAUAUAAUUUAUAAUAGUCUGUUGGCCGGCUCCCCCCCCCCACUCGCAAACCCCUGCCCAUUUUCGCUCUUGUUAUACGAGUGAAACUACGAAGCCACUGUGAUCAUAACCUAAAUUAGACCAUCGUUUGCAGUUUGUAAGAGUAGUGAAAUAUUUCUUACCUAAUUUCCAUAACUUGGACAAGUUUGAAAUAUCGGUCCAUGUCGCCACUUCAAGUUAUUCUAGAAAGCAAACGGUUGGUUUAAUUCGUCAGUCGAAUAUCAAGAGAUUAAAGAAAAAACAUAUUGGGGCAUUCUUGGGGAAAACUAACUAUACAAUACAUUUGAUAUUUGGAGAGAAAAUUGAACUUAAAGUUUAUGUAAAUCAGCAUGAUUCUGUAUCAGAUAUACAAACUCUUUCACGCUCAUGAUUUCUCUUGUGUUUCAUGAACUAUUAAUAUUUAUUUAUAUCAUGGCAAAACUUAUUUCUAUUUCAGCAGUACAGCAAGAGCGCCAACCGAACUCACUGCGCAUGUCAAAAUCCCUCGAAGACCACGAGUUCUUAAAAGUCCCUGGAAAUGAGUUUUUGAACAGCCUUAUAAUCGCCGAACCUUACCGAGAAUACCCUCUGAGGCCCGGAUACCCGAGUCCAACCUAUGCCGGACAAGAGUGCUUCCCUAUGUUCUGUAGCCCGCACGAGAACACCUGCGAGGCGGCCGCCCGAUUAUUAUUCAUGGCCGUACGGUGGGCCCGGAAUAUUCCAUCUUUUGUGAACCUGCCAUUCCGAGAUCAAGUGAUCCUAUUGGAGGAAGGCUGGCGGGAAUUGUUUAUACUUGGUGCAAUACAAACUAAUCUGUCCAUAGAGGUCGCCCCCCUCCUGGCAUCAGCUGGCAUGCACGUGGACAACACGCCGGCUGAGAAGAUUGUUACUACGAUGGGGGAUAUCAGGCUACUUCAAGAGAUCACGGGGAGAUUUCGAGCUCUACACAUCUGUGAAGCUGAACUAGCCUGUCUAAAGGCUGUGGUCCUGUUUAAAUCAGGUAAAUGCAUAGAUAUCUUAUAUACACUACUGAGCGCAUCUGCUUUAGUAAAAUUGAAGCCAAGAAUAUUCCAGCGGUUACCCCCAUUUGAAUAGAUGGCGGCCAUGUUGGUGUUUCCCACUCGCUAAUAAACGCUUAAAAAAACAACAAUAACUUUUAUCAUUUGAAAUAUAUUUGGAAUAGGUUUAACUUAAUGUUUAAGUCCCUGUUUAAGAAAUAGAAAACAUACCAAUCUUCUCAUUUCAUGGGAAUAUCCUGAGUCUGCAAUCACGGGCUUCAAUUUUUGAAUUGCAGAAUAAUUAGAUGCACUAUCUAGUGUAUAUAUAUAAGAUAUGUAUGGGUAAAUGCCGUGAUUUUGACGGUCAACAAGUUUUCUUUGACUGACAAGUUUCCUUGACACGUUUCUCAAGCGGCAAACAAACUUUAAAAGUAUGUUUAGUGCUUUAUCUGCAUGUAAAAUUAUGUUAAAAUGAAGAGAUUUUAGGUGGUACACCAAAUUAGAGAGAAUGAUGUCUGAAGUUCAGCAAGUUUUGCUUAUAUUGCUGUAUAAGUAUGGCGUCAAUUUUACAGCAUUAAUGAUAUUUGUAUUCAAUUGACAAUAUGUAACUAUUAUUUUGUGUUUCUCAACCGCCAUGCAGAUACAUUUAAAAAGGUUGCUAGCUGUGUAAACUACAAAACAAAGCUAAAACAAAGUAAUUUUGAGAGGAACGCCAAAAAAAUUUUAGGUUUUGAACACUUUUCAUCGCAAAUAUGUGACAUUGAAAAAUCGUAAGAGUUCAAUUUUUAAUAUUGAUAGUAUACAUGGUAAAUCUUCAAACCCAUUAAUGGAUUCAAAAAAUGUUACCCAUGUAUUAAUGUACCCAUAAUAAUGUAAUGUACCCAUGUUACCUAUUCUAUCUUUACUUCCAUAGAUCUCCGUGGUUUGCGAGACCCGCAAAGGAUAGAGGUGUGUCAAGAUCAAGCGCAGAUGAUGCUAAACGACUACGUGCGUCGCCACUAUCCUGGACAACAAGUGCGCUUUGGAAAACUUUUAUUGAACUUGCCAUCGCUCAGGAUGAUAAAUACCAAGACAAUCGAGACCUUAUUUUUUAGACAGACAAUCGGCAGUGUGGCUAUUGAAAGCCUACUGUGCGACAUGUUUAAGAGCUAAAAUAUUUCGUGUAUUGUGUUUUGGGUAUACACAGUAUAGGACAGCAGUAGGCUAAUGCAAUACUCCAAAUCCGACCAGGAGGACUGUACUAUAGAUUUCAAGUCCUCGCAAUGGACCAUUUGCAUUAUAGACUACGUUUUGAUCUAGACAAAAAUUUCGUCACAGCUUGAAAGAGCAUCACAAAAUUAGUAAUAUUCCAAAGUUUCGUUGCGAAAUGUU